UAACGCUUUGCAAACAAUGUUAUCGCACCGAGUGCCGCGAUAUGCAUUCAUUUAAGCUGGAGCACUUAUCGGGUGCAGUUCCACAAACUUUUCUUCAAAAAUGCUUUCUCACAAACUUAGCAUAAAAGCGAUCAGCAAAAGCAGCAUCACAAAAAAUGUUGAAACUGCAAGAUAUUGGGCGAUAAUAAAGAAGCACACAAGCGCUGCCGGUCCUACCAGUACUACCAGCUCGUUCACAAAUGUUGAUCAACAACUGGAUAUGACCGUGGAAUGGCAGCAAGCGCAGCCAUACUGCGAGUUGCCUAAAGAUGGCGUUUUCAAUUUUCUGCGUAAAUUUUUACCUGGUGGCCGAUAUUACAAUUUGGACUCUGCCCAAAUUGUUAAGUCAAUGCAAAAGGAACAUGGCGAUAUUUAUAUAUUACCAGGAAUGAUGGGUCGACCUGAUGCCGUCGUUACACACAAUCCAGAAGAUUUUGAAUGCAUCUAUCGCAAUGAAGGUAGAUGGCCAAUAAGACCAAACUCAUCAACAUUGCGAUAUCAUCGAAAUGUGCUGCGAGCUGAAUUCUAUAAUGGCAUCGAAGGAACGAUAGCGACCCAAGGUGAACAGUGGGGCUCGUUUCGUUCGAUUGUAAACCCGCUGCUUAUGCAAUCGAAACAUAUGAAAAAUUAUCUCAACAAAAUGGCGCAGGUAAACCAAGAACUUGUUGAGAGAAUUCGCUUAGUACGCAAUCCCGAAACCUUAGAAAUGCCAGACGACUUCGAAGAAACUCUACAACGUUGGACGCUGGAGUCGGUAUCCGUAGUGGCAUUGGACAAGCAACUUGGAUUGUUGCGAGAAAAUAGCGCAAAUUCUGAAAUUGCCUUAAAACUAUUUUCAGCUCUGACGGACUUCUUCACACUCACCUUCGAUUUGGAGUACAAACCAUCACUGUGGCGCAUUGUGAGCACACCCAAAUUUAGACGUCUCAUGCGAGCUAUGGAUGAUAUACAAAAUAUAACAUGGAAAUAUACAACGGAGGUCAUCGAAAAACUGGAGGCCGAAAAACGGCAAGGCAUCGAACGUAAAGAACGAGAGCAAAGUGUGUUGGAGAAACUGCUGAAGAUAGACAAGAAGGUAGCCACAGUCAUGGCUAUGGAUCUACUUAUGGCAGGCGUUGAUACGACAGCUUCAGUGGCAGUCGGUGCGCUGGUAUGUCUAGCCAAGAAUCCUGAAAAGCAGGAAAAACUACGACAGGAAAUAUUACGUGUGCUACCGCGAAAAGAUGGUGACUUCACGAUUGAUGCGCUGGACAACAUACCCUAUCUACGCGCCUGCCUGAAGGAGGCAUUGCGAAUCUAUCCUUUGGCUAUUGGAAAUAUACGUGUGCUACAUAAUGAUGUCCUCUUGAGCGGAUUUAGAGUGCCAAAGGGUACUGUAGUAACCAUGAUCUCGUCAACUGCAUUACAUAGUGAGGAACACUUUCCACGGCCCUUAGAAUACAUACCGGAACGUUGGCUUCGUAUGAAUAAAGAAGAUGAGCAGUCGAAUGAGGAAGCAGCCGAUUAUACACAAGCACUUAAACCAAGUAAUCCGUUCAUCUAUUUGCCAUUCAGUGUCGGACCGAGAGCUUGUGUGGGUCACAGAUUAGGCGAUUUGGAAAUGGAAUUGGGUAUUGCGAGAUUGGUUAGAAAUUUUCACAUAGAGUUCAAUUAUCCGACAGAUAACAUAUUUAAGGGAAUGCUGAUUAAUAUGCCAAAUGUACCGUUAAAAUUUAAAUUCAUUGAUAUUGAAUAAAAAAGAGAAGGAAGAU
Molecule: messenger RNA, 1790 nt
Organism: Rhagoletis pomonella (apple maggot)
Lineage: Eukaryota; Metazoa; Arthropoda; Insecta; Diptera; Tephritidae
Product: probable cytochrome P450 12a5, mitochondrial
Exons: 5
Coding region: 101-1774 (557 amino acids)
Molecular function (GO): monooxygenase activity; iron ion binding; oxidoreductase activity, acting on paired donors, with incorporation or reduction of molecular oxygen
Source: RefSeq, a predicted model, not a curated record